This is a messenger RNA of Otolemur garnettii (small-eared galago), 3256 nucleotides long. RefSeq names its product formin homology 2 domain containing 1 (gene FHOD1). NCBI's taxonomy places the organism in Eukaryota, Metazoa, Chordata, Mammalia, Primates, Galagidae. The record is from RefSeq and is a predicted model, not a curated record. Gene Ontology annotation, cellular component: cytoskeleton; cytoplasm. Bases 128 to 3085 code for a protein of 985 amino acids. The transcript has 18 exons. Gene Ontology annotation, molecular function: actin filament binding. Gene Ontology annotation, biological process: actin filament network formation; cortical actin cytoskeleton organization.
GUCUGGCUCCGCCCCUCCAGCCUCGUCCGGUCCGGCCCGGCCCAAACAGUGGAGUUUCAGAGUAGUUGAGUAGAGGCUGCUGCGCGGCCGGGACCCAGAGGUGCGUGCACAAGCCGGUGGCGGAGCCAUGGCUGGCGAGGAAGACCGCGGGGACGGGGAGCCAGUAUCAGUGGUGACCGUGAGAGUGCAGUACUUGGAAGACACCGACCCCUUUGCAUGUGCCAACUUCCCGGAGCCGCGCCGGGCCCCUACCUGCAGCCUGGACGGGGCGCUGCCGCUAGGUGCUCAGAUACCCGCACUGCACCGCCUGCUGGGUGCCCCGCUCAAGCUAGAGGACUGUGCCCUGCAAGUGUCUCCCUCUGGAUACUACUUGGACCCCGAGCUGUCCCUGGAAGAGCAGCGGGAGAUGCUGGAAGGCUUCUAUGAAGAGAUAAGCAAAGGCCGGAAACCCACACUGAUCCUGCGGACUCAGCUUUCUGUGAGGGUCAGUGCCAUCUUGGAAAAGCUGUAUGGCUCCAGUGGCCCUGAGCUCCGCCGUUCCCUCUUUUCACUGAAGCAGAUAUUCCAGGAGGACAAGGACCUGGUGCCUGAAUUUGUACAUUCAGAGGGCCUGAGUUGCCUGAUCCGUGUGGGUGCUGCUGCCGACCACAAUUACCAGAGCUACAUCCUCCGAGCACUAGGCCAGCUGAUGCUUUUUGUGGAUGGGAUGCUGGGGGUGGUGGCCCACAGUGAGACCGUGCAGUGGCUCCCCACAGGUUCCGCCUCACCAAUAGGCCCCACCUCCUCCACCGGUUCUGCCCUCCUGACAGGCCCCGUUUGCAGCCCUGUGGGCCCUACUUCUGGCCUCAGUACUUCUGUGAACCUCUUUCCUACUAUCUCUGUGGCAUCCUCAGCUGACAGCUCCUGCGAAAGGAGCAUCUACAAAGCCCGGUUCCUGGAAAAUGUGGCAGCAGCAGAAACAGAGAGGCAGGCUGCACUGGCGCAGGGCCGGGCAGAGACACUGGCUGAGGCUAUGUCCGAUGAGGCUGAUGGACACCCAGAUACUCAUGAACUUUGGGGCUCCCCAGAUACAGCCCCUGCACCCAAAACACCCCAGAGUCCUGUUCCCCGAGUCCUGCUCCGUGCCCAACGGAGCCUUGAGCUUGAGCCUAAGGAGCCCCUGACACCACCAAGCCCCAAAGCCGAGCCCAUUCUGGUGCUCCCUUCCCGUGUACCCAGGCUCUGCAUUGGGGACCUAGACUUCUCAGAUCUGGGGGAGGAUGAAGACCAGGACAUGCUGAACAUGGAGCCUGUGGAGGCCGGGCAAGGAAUCCCGCCCCCACCACCCCCAUUGCCCCUGCUUUCUGGAGGUCCCCCACCUCCCCCUCCCCCACCUCUCCCACCCAUUAAAGGCCCCUUCCCACCACCUCCACCCCUGGCUGCCCCUCUUCCACCCUCAGCACCUGAUGGCCCAGUCAUCCCCACCAAGAGAAAGACAGUAAAACUCUUCUGGCGUGAGCUAAAGCUGGCUGGGGGCCGUGGAGGUUCUGGAAGCCACUUUGGGCCAUGCCCCACCCUGUGGGCCUCACUGGAGUCUGUCUCAGUGGACACAGCCCGGCUGGAACACCUGUUUGAGUCUCGUGCCAAGGAUGUGCUGCCCUCCAAGAAAGCUGGUGAGGGCCGCCGGACAAUGACCACAGUGCUGGACCCCAAGCGCAGCAAUGCCAUCAACAUUGGCCUGACAACAUUACCACCUGUCCAUGUCAUUAAGGCUGCCCUGCUCAACUUUGAUGAGUUUGCUGUCAGCAAGGAUGGCAUUGAGAAGCUACUGACCAUGAUGCCUACAGAAGAAGAGCAGCAGAAGAUUGAGGAAGCCCAGCUGGCCAACCCUGACAUACCUCUGGGCCCAGCUGAAAAUUUCCUGAUGACCCUUGCCUCCAUUGGGGGCCUGGCUGCCCGCUUACAGCUCUGGGCCUUCAAGCUGGACUAUGACAGCAUGGAGCGGGAAAUUGCUGAGCCGCUGUUUGACCUCAAAGUGGGCAUGCAACAGCUGGUACAGAAUGCCACCUUCCGUUGCAUCCUGGCUACCCUGUUAGCUGUGGGCAACUUCCUCAAUGGCUCCCAGAGCAGCGGCUUUGAGCUGAGCUACCUGGAGAAGGUGUCAGAAGUAAAGGACACGGUGCGUCGGCAAUCAUUGCUGCACCAUCUCUGCUCCUUGGUGCUCCAGACCCGGCCUGAUUCCUCUGACCUCUACUCAGAAAUCCCUGCCCUGACCCGCUGUGCCAAGGUGGACUUUGAGCAACUGACUGAGAACCUGGGGCAGCUGGAGCGCCGGAGCCGGGCAGCUGAAGAGAGUCUGCGGGGCCUGGCCAAGCAUGAGCUGGCCCCAGCCCUGCGUGCCCGCCUUACUCACUUCCUGGCCCAGUGUGCCCGCCGUGUUGCCAUGCUAAGGGUAGUGCACCGCCGUGUCUGCAAUAGGUUCCAUGCCUUCCUGCUCUACCUGGGCUAUACCCCGCAAGCAGCCCGUGAAGUACGAAUCAUGCAGUUCUGCAACACAUUGCGGGAGUUUGCACUUGAGUAUCGGACUUGCAGGGAACGUGUGCUCCAGCAGCAGCAGAAGCGGGCCACCUACCGUGAGCGCAACAAAACCCGAGGACGCAUGAUCACUGAGACAGAGAAGUUCUCGGGUGUGGCUGGGGAAGCCCCCAGCAACCCAUCUGUCCCAGUGGCCGUAGGCAGUGGGCCAGGCCAGGGUGAUGCUGACAAUCAUGCCAGUAUGAAGAGUCUACUGACCAGCAAGCCUGAGGACACUACACACAGCCGUCGCAGCAGAGGCAUGGCCCAGAGCAGCUCCCCAGUGACACCUACAGCAGGGAGCCCCUCCACAGCAUCACCAGAACCUCAAGGCUCCAGUGACACAUCAGAUGAGAUCAUGGACCUGCUGGUGCAGUCAGUGACCAAGAGCAGUCCUCGUGCUUUAGCUGCUAGGGAACGCAAGCGUUCACGUGGCAAUCGCAAGUCUUUGAGACGGACAUUGAAGAGUGGGCUCGGAGAUGACCUGGUGCAGGCACUGGGACUGAGCAAGGGUCCUGGCCUGGAGGUGUGAAGGUGCUACCUCCCCAAAACCUAUCAAGCAGAAUACUGGCUCUGGAACUCUGUGUCCAGGGGCCAAGCCUUGAGCAGUAUUAUGUGUGUGUGUUUGUGUUUGUGUGUAUGCAUGCACACAUGUGUGAGCUCCCUGAAUUCAUGGAGUAAAAUAAAGUUUUCCUAGCUAAUC